AGGUGAUAAACAUGGAGGUGCGUAAUGCGACGCAAACAGAUGAAUAUGAUUAUUAUGACCCAAAAGACUACACUGAAGGUUAUCCUGAUGAAAGCGGAACAGCAUAUAUCUGUAACCUGAAUCUCAACCGUGAUAUGGAGAUAGUCAUACAGACCUACGUCCAUUCCUUCAUCUGUGCAUUCGGUCUCUGUGGCAAUGCGUUGGUGAUUGUCACAUAUGCCUUCUACAAGAAAGCCAAGACCAUGACGGACGUGUACCUUCUGAACGUGGCUGUGGCAGAUCUUCUGUUCAUCGUGACCCUGCCACUCAUCAUCUACAAUGAGAAGCAUGACUGGAGCAUGGGCUCAGUGGUCUGCAAGCCGUGUAGCCACCGCUCCAUGCUGUCUGGCCUCAAUGGUUGA
Molecule: messenger RNA, 401 nt
Organism: Oncorhynchus mykiss (rainbow trout)
Lineage: Eukaryota; Metazoa; Chordata; Actinopteri; Salmoniformes; Salmonidae
Source: RefSeq, a predicted model, not a curated record